Pocillopora damicornis (cauliflower coral) is the source of this 1074-nucleotide messenger RNA. RefSeq names its product TATA-binding protein-associated factor 172-like. Gene Ontology annotation, molecular function: ATP hydrolysis activity; TBP-class protein binding; DNA binding. The record is from RefSeq and is a predicted model, not a curated record. Lineage: Eukaryota; Metazoa; Cnidaria; Anthozoa; Scleractinia; Pocilloporidae.
AGAAGAUGUACUGCAAGAUCUUCCACCUAAGAUCAUUCAAGAUUACUAUUGUGAACUGAGUCCGCUACAGGUUCAGUUAUAUGAAGACUUCGCCAAGUCUCAGGUCAAGAAAGGUUUGGAGGAAACAGUUUCUCACAUCGAUGAAGAAAACAAAAACGAGAAAGCAAGCAAAGAUAAUCCUCACGUUUUCCAGGCUCUUCAGUACCUGCGCAAGCUAUGCAACCACCCGCUUUUGGUGCUCACUACCAAUCAUCCAGAAUACACCAAAGUUAUGGACCAAUUACAUCAACAACAUGUCUCCAUCCGGGAUAUUCAGCAUGCCGCCAAACUUGUUGCUCUCAAGCAGCUACUGAUGGAUUGUGGGAUAGGAGUUAGCUCCUCAUCCUCAGGCUCCAGUGAUCUGUCUUCAGACCCUGUAGUGUCCCAACACCGGGUGCUGUUGUUCUGUCAGUUAAAGAGCAUGUUAGACAUCGUUGAAAAUGAUCUUCUUAAAAAACAUAUGCCUACAGUGACAUACCUCAGACUAGAUGGAAGUACGCCUGCGGGCUCGCGUCACUCGCUCGUACAAAGAUUUAACAACGAUCCCUCAAUCGACAUUCUAUUGUUGACGACACAUGUUGGGGGACUGGGAUUGAAUUUGACUGGUGCCGAUACGGUCAUCUUUGUGGAGCACGACUGGAACCCAAUUAAGGACCUACAAGCCACGGACCGAGCUCAUCGUAUUGGACAGAAGAAGGUUGUAAACGUGUACCGAUUGAUUACACGGGGAACACUCGAGGAAAAGAUUAUGGGACUCCAGAAGUUUAAACUGAACAUCGCCAACACAGUGAUCUCGCAAGACAACUCAAGCCUAUUGACCAUGGAUACUGGACAACUCCUGGAUCUCUUUUCAGUCGACCAAGAAAAGAAGAGAGAAAAACCAAGCGCACAACAGUCGAAUGCAACUGGGAAGACUUCGCUCAAAACUAUGAUUGAAAAUUUGGGAGAGCUAUGGGACGAGAAACAGUAUGAAACAGAAUACAAUUUAGACAACUUCAUUGGUUCGCUGAAGUGAAAAAUAGUAUGUGUCAUUUU